Messenger RNA from Pestalotiopsis fici W106-1, 843 nucleotides. RefSeq lists its product as uncharacterized. Lineage: Eukaryota; Fungi; Ascomycota; Sordariomycetes; Amphisphaeriales; Sporocadaceae. Bases 1 to 843 code for a protein of 280 amino acids. The transcript is spliced from 2 exons. The record is from RefSeq and is a predicted model, not a curated record.
AUGGCUGAAGCUGUGCCUUUGCAUCAACCGCAAGAGGUUGCCUCCUCCAUCGUGGCGACCGGCACCGAAGACCCCGCGUUUCCCUUUCCGCUGCCGCGCGUGACUAUACGCUUCUGUACGCAGUGUAAGUGGAUGUUGAGAGCUGCAUAUUUUGCUCAAGAACUCCUUUCGACCUUUUCAACUUCGCUAGGAGAGGUGGCACUACAACCAUCAACGGGCGGGACGUUUGUAGUGACGAUUCAACACAACUCGCCGCCUUCUUCCCCGUCGGAAGCUUCCACGCUACAGACGCACGUGCUCUGGGAUCGCAAGACGGACGGCGGCUUCCCCGAGACCAAGGAGCUCAAGCGCCGCGUCCGCGACGUGAUUGAACCGGGCCGGAACCUAGGACACGUGGAUCGGGAUCAUCAGCGUCCUAUACCUGCUGCUGCUGCUGCUGCUGCUACUGGCACUGCCGUUGAUACCACAAUCAUGACGGAUCAACAGCAGGGAAGUGAUACAACGGGGGCGCCACCACCACCGCCGGGUCCUCGCUGGCCGACUUCGGAUUCCGCACAGCAGCCGCAAAGUGGCGCGCAUAAUCCGGAUCCCAUCCGCAGAGGUCACUCACGGCCCAUGAUCCCGGCAGAUGAGCCGGCAACAGGGACGGCGCAGGCCGGAGCUGGUGGCGGUGGUGGCGGUGGUGACAGCGACGAGUAUCAGCCCAAGAUGCCGCGCGGCGGCGUCAAGCCAGUCGUCAAGCCUCCGGGCGAGGCAAGGAACGCCGAGGUUCGCGCCAAGCUGGAGAAGACGCCCCAAGAGGACGAGGGUAGUGGCCAGGCGCAAUGUGAGGACUGCCAGUAG